AUGGGCCAGUCUUUGCAGAAACAUUACCCACCCAAGCUUUUCCCUGGAGAUAUCGUGGAGUAUCCAAGGAACAAAUACUUCUCCCACUUCGCCAUCUACUAUGGGGAGAGGGAUGGCGUUCGCUAUGUGGCUCACCUGACAUCUCGAGAUUCUGACUCCAAGCUCCCGCUUUUUGGUCGGGCCUUAAGGUCAGAAGUCAAGCUGGAUCCAAUUGAGCUGAUUGGGAAGAAGUACAAGGUGAACAACAUGCUGGAUGACUGCUUCCCGGCCAGAGAUUAUCACAGUGUUGUUAAACAAGCCAUUGAUGACAUGAUGGGACAGGAAGUGACCUUUGACAUUUUGUUCCACAACAGCGAGCACCAGGCGACACUCUUCAGAUAUGGAGUAAAGAAGUCACAGCAGGUUAAAGCUGAUCUGUUGCAGAUUGAGAGAAUAUAUGAACACAUCAAGCCUGCAUGGGAGAAGUUGUUUGAGGAGAAGAAGCUGUGA
Nerophis lumbriciformis (worm pipefish) is the source of this 489-nucleotide messenger RNA. The record is from RefSeq and is a predicted model, not a curated record. NCBI's taxonomy places the organism in Eukaryota, Metazoa, Chordata, Actinopteri, Syngnathiformes, Syngnathidae.